Onychostoma macrolepis is the source of this 3081-nucleotide messenger RNA. It is a transcript of the gene itpk1b, whose product is annotated as inositol-tetrakisphosphate 1-kinase b. The coding region runs from base 520 to 1725 and encodes 401 amino acids. Gene Ontology annotation, cellular component: cytoplasm. The record is from RefSeq and is a predicted model, not a curated record. The transcript has 11 exons. Gene Ontology annotation, biological process: inositol trisphosphate metabolic process. Lineage: Eukaryota; Metazoa; Chordata; Actinopteri; Cypriniformes; Cyprinidae. Gene Ontology annotation, molecular function: ATP binding; magnesium ion binding; inositol-1,3,4-trisphosphate 5-kinase activity.
AAUGCAUGAACUUCCCAUGGUGAGAGACUGGCGCCCCCUUGCGGUAAGAUGCACACAGCGGAAUCUCGACUCGGCGGCGGCACAAACCUCCUGUCAUGCUUUAGGAGGAACACGCACACACACACGCACGCUAUCCGGACUGAACUGAGCCCAGCCCCAUCUCAGGAGGAGGCUGUGCUCGCUCUCUAGGUGUUUGGACUGAGAGCAGAUCGCAUUUGAUCCAUCUGAUCAUCACCAGAGCGCCUUUAAUUCUCAGUCUCAGCGACAGACAGACAGCAACACGAGUCAUGGAGACCAGACUGCCCUCCAGCUAGCUAACUGCUAUCCGAUCGGAGCCCAAAAACAUGCGCUAGACAGGUAUUUGCCCUGCUACAUCUGCUCUUUCAGUGUGUCCACAGGGGAGAAAACACGACUUGAAGAUUUCUGACAUCCAUCAGUGAGACUUGAGAUGAUCUGAAUCUGAAAGAUUUUAUACGAAGACUGUUUCCUGUUUUCACAUCUGGCCAUCAGCAGCUGAAGAUGCAGACUUUCCUGAGAGGCAGACGAGUGGGCUACUGGCUCAGCGAGAAGAAGAUGAAGAAACUCAAUUUCCUGGCCUUUGCAGAGAUGUGCAGGAAACGAGGAAUAGAAGUUGUUCAGCUUGACCUGAGUCAGCCAUUAGAGGAGCAGGGUCCCCUGGACGUCAUCAUUCACAAGCUAACAGACCUGAUCCUGGAGGCGGACCAGAAUGACACCCAGUCCCUGUUGCUGGUCCAGCGUGUGCAGGAUUAUAUUGACGCUCACCCAGAGACCAUCAUUCUUGACCCACUUCCAGCUAUCCGAACUCUACUGGACCGCUGCAAAUCCUACCAGCUGGUGCACAGGAUAGAGGACUGCAUGAGAGAUGUGAGGAUCUGUUCUCCUCCGUUUAUGGUGCUGAACAGUGAGUGUGGCCCAGACACGCUGGAGCAGAUCAAGCAGCACGGUCUUACAUUCCCUUUCAUUUGCAAAACACGGGUUGCUCACGGAACUAACUCUCAUGAGAUGGCUAUAAUAUUCAACGCAGAGGACCUAAAGGACGUGAAGCCACCGUGUGUCAUACAGAGUUUUAUAAACCACAACGCCGUGCUCUAUAAGGUGUUCGUGGUGGGCGAGUCGCACACUGUGGUGGAGAGACCAUCACUUAAGAACUUCCCCUCUGGACCUUCUGACAGAAAAGCAAUUUUCUUCAAUAGCCACAAUGUGUCCAAGCCAGAGUCUUCCUCUGACCUCACAUCUAGGGAUAAUGUAGAAGGUGUUUCGCAGCCACCGAAUGAUGAUGUUAUUAGGGAACUGUGUAAAUCUCUUCGGGAAUCUCUCGGUGUUUCGCUCUUCGGCAUCGACGUCAUCAUUAACAACCAGACGGGCCAACACGCAGUCAUUGACAUCAAUGCAUUCCCUGGAUAUGAGGGUGUCCCAGAGUUCUUCAGUGAUCUCCUGAACCACAUCAUCAGCGUCCUCCAAGACCACUCCUCCAGCGACCCCUCGGCCCCGCCCCCUCCUUUAGGCGCAGGAGAGCGCAACUGCGCCCCGUCCCAGGAGUGCUGCGGCAUGCUUGGCAAAGAGUCGGACAGCAGCCCCUGGAUCGUGGAGGGCGACGGUGGUCUGAAAGGCCCUCGUCAGAGACUGGGCUGCAACACGGCCAUGUCCCCCAACUUCCAACAGCACUGCGUGUCCACGAUAGCCACUAAAGCCUCGUCACAAUGACUGCCGUCUCCCCGCUGUCCUUCCCUGAACAAAUUGUGAAGACAAACUGAAUAAUAUACAAUAACAAUAACUAUUAUACUGAUAAAAUAUCUGUAAUCAAAAAUAAACUAUAUUGGGAAUAAUCAUAAUGAUGUUGAUGAUGGGCAUUGGAUUCUGUCUCCUAUGCCUUUGUAUACGUUUUAUUUUUUAAUUUCUUUCUCUUCAGUCUAACAACUCAGUACUGUAAUGUGAACUUUUUGCAAAUGAACAUUGAUCAGCAGCUUUUAAAAAAAAUCAGUUUUAAUUUGAAGCACAGUGCAAAAUUAGUGGAUGUUAGUUCAUUGAACACACUAGGCAUGUUGGAUAUUUAAGCUGGAAGUUUUUUUUCUUUUGUUGCUGAUGGAAAAGACUAACGGAUAUCAGUGUUUUUAGUGACACUGAACACAAACACACAGAAUAAUCUAACAAACAGGACACCUAAAAUGUCUUUGUGCUCUGUAUUUAGUGGCAAUCCUAUAUUGUGAUGAUCCACAGUGUAUAUCAUUGUGCAGCGUCUACAAAGCUCUUGUAGGCCGUGUGCCACUGUGUUUGAUCUUGUGACACUCCGUAAUCUUUUCAUAAUGCUCCAGAAGUCUUUCAUCAUCCUUCCAUAAACAUAGUGACGCCUGACAUUUUUCAUGUGCAUUUCAAUGCAUCAUAUCAUAAGGUGUUGUGUGAAGUUGGGAGAAAACUGAACGAGUAUCAUUAACGUUUUGAUAGUUUUAUGAAAGUCGACUCCGAAAGUUCUGCUGUUCUUCUAAAAUUCUUCUAAAUUCUUUUUUUUUUUUUUUUUUGCUCAAUGUUGCGUUUGGUUGGACGGUUACAAGAGGAUAUUCUGACAUUCCCUGUAUGAGUGUGUUGUUUUUUAGCAGACGGUCCUUUAAAAGUUCAGAUGUUUUGUAUAUGAUCCAGUUUUGAAAGUCAUAUUUAUGACUUUGCUUCAGGUUAGUACAGAGCCUUGAAAUAUUUGAACAAACUGCAUAAGAUGGAUGUUAAUGUAUAUGUUGGGAGUAUUUUGUCUUGUUCUAAUUGCAAAGAAGAACACCUCUCUUCUACAAAGGGUUCAACGCUUUGAUUCUUGGUUACCAUUCCUCGUUUAAAAGGAAAAUGGACAGAUUUGUAACAUAUUCUUCAUUAUAAAUGGAAUAAUUGCUAACUUGUUUGAAAAUCACUAAUGAAUACAAAGUAUUUGUUUUAUACAUCUUCUAGUUAGCGAAACGUUGCAUUUGGUUGCUGAUUUAAAUCAAUCUGUUUUGUAAGAUGCCACGAGGCAGUUGAAGCACUAAUUAAUUUGUUUAGCACUAAUGUCAAUGUCAUUAAAACCAUCUGAACAUUUCA